AUGGUUAAAAAGGAUAAUUUGAAAAUGGUUAAAAAGGAUAAUUUGAAAAUGGUUAAAAAGGAUAAUUUGAAGUUAUUGAAUGGUUUUGCUGAAGAUUUUAAAAAUUUGAAAAACAAAUUACAUUUAAAAUUUAUUCGAUAUAUUGAUUUAUUUACAAUUUUCUUUCUAAUUUUAAAUAAAAAACUUAAAAUCCAUAAUCAAACAAAUUAUAAUAUUAUUGUCAACUUUCUAAAUUCCAUUACUCCUAAUACUACUACUACUACUGAUACUACUAUUGAUAGUAAUGAUAUUGAUGAUAAUUGGAAUGAGAUAGAAGAAUUAGAACUAUCAAUUUGUAUAAAUCGUUUUAUUGAAAAUGUUAGGAAAAAAUAUAAUUUUAUUAGGGAAAAUUCAAUUUUACAGUUUAAACCUUUAACUUUUUCUGAUUUCGAUUCUUGUAAUAUAUCAAUUAAAAGAGAACCUUUUGGUCUCAUUAAAACCAUAUCACAACAUAUCAAUCAUUCAAAUAUAAUUACUACUGGUAACACUGUUAAUAGUAAUAACACCGUCAAUAGUAAUAACUCGUUCAAUACUAAUAACACCGUUACUAGUGUAUUAGAAUGGGAUAAAAAUAAGAUUAAAAAGAUGUUAAUGGAUAUAAUAAAUUAUGGAAUAAGUUCAAAUGAAAUUAAGAGUAAAUCAGUAUUGGUUGGAGUAGUUUCACCAUUUAUUCUAAAUUCUCAUGAUGGAUUAAUUAGUAAAUUCAGAUCCGUAAGAACUAUAGGAACUGAUGAAGGAUAUGAUAAGAAAUGGGCAUACAAUAUAAAUAAAGAAUUAUAUACAUCAUAUAAUUAUCCACUUCAUACAUUAUUUCAAUUCACCAGUACUAAUACUAUUUCUAGUAGUACCAAUAGUGGUAGUCCUAAUAGUAGUACUGAGGUUACUAGUACUAAGGGUACUAACUACACUAGUACUGACACCUGUACGUAUAAUUGUAGAAUAACAGAUUUAUUAUGUGAUAUAAUAUUUAAUAUAUUUGAAAAUAAUAAUAUAACUCAAGAACAUAUGAAAUUAAUUGAAAUAAUUAAGCGAAAUUUACAAGAAAAUACAGUAAAUACAGUAAAUUUACAAGAAAAUACAGUAAAUAAUGAAGAAAUUGAUGAAGAUUAUGAAGAAAUAUUAAUGAAAGUAUCAGAUUUGAAACCAUUUCCUACAAUUUAUUGGUUAAUGAAUAGAAAUUUAAUAUCAAGAGUAUCAGAAUUAGAAGGACAAGGUUUAAUCAAAGAUAUUGAAUCAAUAAUCUGUUCAAUAAUUGAGGAAUUCAGUAAAUCACAAAUGAAUAGAUCAGAAUUUGGUGAAUCCGAAUUUGGUAAAUCAGAGUCUGAUAAAUCGGAAUUUCCUGGAUCAGAACUUCUUAGAUCAGAAUCUCAUAAAUUUAUAGCAUUAUUAAUACUUGAUAAUAUUUUUUAUAUGUUUAGAAGAUUUCAAUUUACACAUCCAAUUCUUAUAGAAUCAUUUUAUAACUUUUUUGUAAACUCGGAACAUUUCACUUGUAUAGAAAAUUUACAAGAUAUUAAUUAUAUAAAUUUUAAUAACAAAAUAAAAUCAAAUGGAAAUAAUAUACAAAAUACAUUAAUUAAAGGAAUAACAAUUAAUAAAGGAAUAAGAAUAAUGAAUACAUUGAGGAAAUAUGGAAUUGGUGGAAGUGAAGAUUUCUUUCAUAUUAAAUGCCUUCAUACAAGUUUAGCAUAUGAUAUAGCAGAAGGUUCAAUUAUCGGUUCAUUAAUUAAACAAUUCAUUUAA
Messenger RNA from Theileria annulata, 1782 nucleotides. RefSeq lists its product as uncharacterized. The transcript has a single exon. Lineage: Eukaryota; Apicomplexa; Aconoidasida; Piroplasmida; Theileriidae. The record is from RefSeq and is a predicted model, not a curated record. Bases 1 to 1782 code for a protein of 593 amino acids.